GGGGGGCAUCGCUCUGGCUCUGAACAAGCUGUCUCAGUUCCUGGAAGAAGCUCAGGUGACGCCUCUCUUCCUCUUCUUCGUUCCUGACGCUCUGAACGACCGGCACCCUGAGGUGCGGCGCUGCAUGCUGGACGCCGCGCUCUCCGCGCUCAACACACACGGAAAGGACAACGUGAGCUGCCUGCUGCCGGUGUUCGAGGAGUUUCUGAAGAACGCUCCGCAGGACGCCAGCUACGACUCCGUGCGUCAGAGCGUCGUCAUCCUGAUGGGGUCCCUCGCCAAACAUCUGGAUAAAAACGACCCCAAAGUCAAACCCAUCGUGGCCAAGCUCAUCACGGCUCUCUCCACCCCGUCACAGCAGGUGCAGGAGUCUGUCGCCGGCUGCCUGCCUCCUCUAGUCCCGGCCAUCAGAGAGGACGCUGCGGGGAUCGUGAGGAAUCUUCUGCAGCUGCUUCUGGAGAGCGAUAAGUACGCCGAGAGGAAAGGAGCCGCGUACGGACUGGCCGGACUGGUGAAAGGUCUGGGCAUCCUGGCCUCUAGGAGACGAGCAGGACAUCA
This is a messenger RNA of Notothenia coriiceps (black rockcod), 558 nucleotides long. Its product is annotated as translational activator GCN1-like. Gene Ontology annotation, cellular component: cytosol. Lineage: Eukaryota; Metazoa; Chordata; Actinopteri; Perciformes; Nototheniidae. The annotation marks the transcript as partial. Gene Ontology annotation, biological process: cellular response to amino acid starvation; regulation of translation. Gene Ontology annotation, molecular function: protein kinase regulator activity. The record is from RefSeq and is a predicted model, not a curated record. The transcript is spliced from 3 exons.